GUGUUGAUACUUGAAAAAAAUAAAAAAACCUUAAAUUGAACAAAAACUAACAUAAAAAUGGGAGAUCUUAAAGGUUUAAGAAAAGAAAUUACUUAUUUAAAAGAUGUAGAAGCAGUAGGUCAAUCAAUUUUAUCAGAUAAACAAGAGAUAAUUGAUUUAAAUAAACGUCAAAAUGUGAAUCGAGAAGGAUUACGGGCUAUGCAGAAAUCAUCAAAUAAGAAACAUUUUAUUAGUAUCGGUGGUUUAUUGAUUAAAACGGACAAAAAAGAAUGUGAAAGAAUUAUUAAUGACGAUCAACAUAAAAUUGAAGCACAAAUAAAUUGUCUUCGUAGUGGAUUAAAAGUAAAAGUAAAUAAUUUAAGAGAUCUGGAAUUUGAACCUCCUGUACCAGGAUUGAAUUUAGCACCAUUAUCUAAAGAUGAAAUGAAUGCGGUUCGACAAGUAAUGGGUGGACAUGCAACUUAAAUUCAUAAAAAAAAACAACAAUCAAUUAUUGAAAUAUAUUUUUUUUAUACAAAUUAGAAAAUGUAUGCUGGUUCUGUUACUAUAUUUUUAUAAAAAUUUGAUCGGACAUCGGAAGAAAAGGUAUAGAAAAAAGGAGAAUUGCAGAGAGAAUUACAGCCAUGCUGCCAUCGUCUGUCUAUAGAGCGACAAAACAC
Messenger RNA from Chrysoperla carnea, 659 nucleotides. RefSeq names its product p53 and DNA damage-regulated protein 1 (gene Pdrg1). The record is from RefSeq and is a predicted model, not a curated record. NCBI's taxonomy places the organism in Eukaryota, Metazoa, Arthropoda, Insecta, Neuroptera, Chrysopidae. Bases 58 to 465 code for a protein of 135 amino acids. The transcript has 4 exons.